This is a messenger RNA of Glycine soja, 1732 nucleotides long. Its product is annotated as probable transcription factor At3g04930. Lineage: Eukaryota; Viridiplantae; Streptophyta; Magnoliopsida; Fabales; Fabaceae. The transcript has a single exon. Gene Ontology annotation, cellular component: nucleus. Gene Ontology annotation, biological process: regulation of DNA-templated transcription. The coding region runs from base 156 to 1370 and encodes 404 amino acids. The record is from RefSeq and is a predicted model, not a curated record.
GCUUACCUAAACCAAAACCAAAACCACCCUUCGGAUUCCCAUUACCAGCAGCGAAGUGAGUGAGUCAGUCCAACUAUAACCGAAAACCCGUGACUCAGCCCCACUUUUGCUUUGCUUGGCCUAACCACUAACCAAACCAAACCUCUCAAGUCUCAAUGGCUUCUCAGCAACACGACGCCGUUUUCCGCGAAGAAGACAUGGACGACGACGACGACGAGUCUCAGGAGGACGGAGACUACGAAGAAGAAGACGACGACGUUUUGGCCGACGACGAAGAAAACGAGCCCUCUCCCUCCACGGCUCUUGCCGUCACCGUCGCCGUCCCCGGUUCCUCCGUCUCCAACGGCGGUGCCGCUCCAAUUUCGACGCCCACCGCCACCACCAUCGUCGUCGCAGACUCCUCCGAUCCGAAGCGGCGGCGCCUCGAGCCAGUCGAGGAGAAAAAGCCGCCGCCGACGCCGGACGACUCGCGGCGGCUGUUUCAGCGGCUGUGGACCGACGAGGACGAGAUCGAGCUCUUGCAAGGCUUCCUAGACUACACCUCGCAGCGAGGAUCCUCGCACCACAACGACACGGCUUUGUUCUACGACCAAAUCAAGUCGAAGCUCCAACUCGAUUUCAACAAGAACCAGCUCGUCGAGAAGAUCCGAAGGCUGAAGAAGAAGUACCGAAACGUCCUCAACAAGAUUGGCUCCGGCAAGGAAUUCUCCUUCAAGAGCGCUCACGAUCAAGCCACCUUCGAAAUCUCGCGCAAGAUCUGGAGCAACGUGACUCCAAUCGGCGACAAUUCCUUGGACGACGACGAAAUCAACCCUAACCGUAGCCCCAACCCUAACCUUAAUUUUAGCCCUAUAAUUCUUAAGAAUGAAAUGAUUUUCAGGAACCCCGCGGAGAAGAAAACACCGAAACGCUCUCGGCCACGAUCGGCGGUGAAAAUCGAGCCAAAUGACGGAUCCGCGUCGAACAGAGAUCAUGAUUGUAUUAGCAAUGCUACGCCUACUGCUACUGCUACUGCUGCUGCUACUAACACUACUCCUACUGCAGCUACUACUAAUGAUAACUGUAACAGUGGUUAUGGAAAUAACAUACCGAGUAUGAUCGAGGAGACGGUGAGGAGUUGUUUGUCGCCGGUGUUGAAGGAGUUGAUGGCAGGGGCCAUGGGAGGAGGAGCGUUUGGAGCGAGAGGGUUUUCGUUGAACUUGAACCCUAUGCCUUUGAUGAAUUGGAGUUUUGGCGGUGGGGAAAUGGUGGAUGAGAAAUGGAGGAAACAACAGAUAUUGGAGUUGGAAGUGUACUCAAAGCGGUUGGAGCUGGUUCAGGAUCAGAUCAAGGCUGCUAUGGAGGAGUUGCGGUCACACGGAGGAGGUUGAUCAAAUCUUUUAGUUUGUUUUUGGUUUUGUAGUGAGUGAUUGGAGUUCUUCUUCCUCUUCAUCAUCAAUGGUUGGUUCAUUCUCAUAGCUUAGUGGUUAGCUAGUAGUAACUAGUAAGUGGUAACUAGUGUUUUUCUUUUCGAUUUUAGCUUUCGCUGAUUCGGUGGAGCACUUGUCCUUUAAAAUAAAAAUGUUUUUAGUACAUUUUAGCCGUUUUUAUGUUCCUCUAAAUUUCAAUGGUCUCAUACAUGUACAGAACAGAUUGAAGUAACUGGUGCGGAGUGAUGGCUUUGUACCAUUAUAUAUGUUGUAAAAGAUGCGAAAGUAGUGAGUUCUUAAUUGUGCAACAUUCUUCCCGAGUA